Molecule: messenger RNA, 2931 nt
Organism: Adineta steineri
Lineage: Eukaryota; Metazoa; Rotifera; Eurotatoria; Adinetida; Adinetidae
Source: the annotation of a GenBank genome assembly
AUGUGCAUCUGCUUUGGCUUAACUACACUAACGAAGAGUGUACAUUUUCUCGGUGGUACUAUUACAUGGCGCCCAUUAAAUGCAUCAGCUACUGGAUCACCUGUAGCUAUCGUUAUUACUCAAACUUAUUCAUGGGCUUAUAGUAAUAUGGCGUGCAGUAAUAGUUUAAUUGCUUCAAACGGUUAUAUUCCAUCAUAUGCAAGAAUUGGUACAGAUACACUUGCGUGCAUAAACAAUUGUGGUGCCGGUUCUGCUGGAUAUUCUAGUCUCGGUGUUCUUCCUCGCUGCACUGAUUUUUCGAAUGUUGCUGAUACUUCUAUUGGACAACGUGUAGAUAUAGUUAAUUUAACUAUAAAUGAUGAUUUUUCCGUGGCUUACCAAAGUAAUUCUUGGCGUUCAUUAGCUACAGCUUCAGCUGCGGACUGGUCAAUCUCGACACGUAUCAAUACAAUGGUGAGACCUGAUAAUGGUCUCUAUAACAAUGCACCUGUAGCUACUAUGAUGUCUCCAAUUAAUAUUCCUCUCAAUCAACCAACUGUAAUCAAUGUGCCUGUGGCUGAUGCUGAUGGAGACACUCUUCGUUGUCGAUGGUCAACCAAAUCAAAUGGAGUUAAUGAAUGUGCUGAUGUAUGUCCACCAGGUUCACUUCCAUCAGGAACAGUCAUUUAUCCUAACUGUACGAUCAUUAUUACAGGUACUCAUUACGAUGAUUGGUUUGCUAUUACACUCAUGGUAGAAGAUUUUAUUAAUCCAACAACUACAACUGCACUUAGUUCAGUACCUGUUCAGUUUCUGGUUCACGUAGUUGCUCCACCGACGUGUACAACUCCACCUGACAUUGCUGGUGUACCCACCGAAGAAUCGUGUACGACAGUGAUUGUUAAUCAACCAUACACUUCACAAAUACUUGCUAUAGAUAAUUGUGCUCCAUCUGUGACUAUUGCUGAUAUUGCUACACUUUCCUUUACUGGUAUGGUCAAAAGUAAUCUUGGUCAACUAAGCUUGACAGUUUAUUACAAAAAUUUAACCUGGACACCAACUAGUGCUCAGCUUGGAUAUCAAGUUAUGUGUGCAAUGGCAAUUGACAGUGCAAGUUCACAAUCAGCACAAUAUUGUUUCAACUUUUAUGUAUCAAAUACAGAGGUAUGUUCAUGUCCUGGUGAUCCAUGUAUUACAACAACGACAACAACGACAUCAACAACUUCAACUAGUGCAACGUCUACAUCAACAACAAGUAGCACGUCAACUACUUCAACAACAUCAACAUCUUCAACUACAAGCACUACGUCGACAACGACAUCAACGAGUACUACUACAACAACGACAACGACUACUAGUACAGCAACAACAACAACUACUAUUACAACGACUACUGCUACAACAACAAUACAAAAAUCUGAUUCAACUAAUUGGCCAUUGACUAAAACUAUUCUUAGUGUACUCGUUUUUGUUCCUGUAGCUUUGUGGUGUUGUUGGUGUUGCCGUUAUUGCUGGUUACUUGGUAGUCGUUCAUAUGGAUUAAAAAAUGAAGAGAAUGAAUUCUAUCAUAUCGAACGAUGUACUGACUCUGAGUGUCUUGGGUCCAAUGAGAUGAUGUCAACAUCUGAUAUUUUCUCAGUUUCAUACAAAAACUAUUUUACUUCUAGAGCAUGGGACGAGGAUACAAUUUGUAGCUUGAAUACAGUCCAGAUUGAUCUUGGCAGAGUGUCCUCCACGAAAUGUCCUCAGCGUACAAUUAACCAUGAUACAAAUUGCAGAACGAAUGUACAUAUUGUGACUAGUGGAGCUCAAACAUGGGCACAACAGCGUUCGGCCAAUCUAUUCUUUUGGAUCGAUCUAUCAAAUGGUAUCCCUAUAAUUAUUGCAACUUAUAUACUCGGAGUCUACACACCAAGAUUAGGCAUACGAUUAGUAGCUACGCUACCGAUGUCAGGCUUAGCUCUUCAAAUCAGUAUUUGGUUAGCAAUUAUAUAUUUUCAUUUGUCAGAUUACUGGUGGAUUAUUGGUUCAAUUAUUGUAGGUCUAUCGGGCUCUGCAAGUGUUCUCAUUUUUGUACUCCAUUUGAUUGUGACCGAUUGUACAACUGAAAGUGAACGUUCGUCUCGUUUUGUUCUUCUCGGUGCAAUAACAACGGGUUUAUCAGCAGUCGCAUCAUUUGUGAUCGGUUAUUAUAUUAAAUGGCGUGGUUUUACUGAUCUAUUUUGGAUAGCUUUGAUAUUGCAGUUGUUAUCAAUUGCAGUUGGUCUUCGUUUCAUUAAACCGAGUCAUUUCAUUGUUAAAAAUUCAGCUCCGUUAGAGUCUAGAAAUCCUUCUUUGCCAUCAUCGACAGUAUGGACCGAAUUUUUUGAAGUAUUUACUAUAUUUUCAUUUAAUCGUCGAUCACGUAAAAAAUCGAUUAGUCUCUAUUUAACACUACUGUCUUUUGCAUUAUACACAUUUACGUCGUCAUCAAUGAGUGUACUUCUUUGGUACCUUCUCAGUGCUCCGUUUUGUUGGUCAUCUGAAGAAAUCGGAAAUUAUACAGCUCUGUCUUCGAUUGCAUCUGCAAUUCUACGUUUACUCGGCAUGGAAGCGUUCACGAAACUCGGUGCUGGUGAUCCAUUUAUUUGUACUAUUGGUCACAUUCUGUUUUGUAGUUCAGUUAUUUGGAUGGCAUUUGCUCAACAUAACUGGGCCAUUUAUGUCACAUUAUUAAUCACCCCUUUUACAACAUAUCAAGGUUCAUUGACAUGGUCAAUGGUAUCCAAAUGGUUGGAGCCACAUGAACGAAGUCAUGCGUUCACAUUCGUUACAGAAACACACGUGAUAAUGCUAGCUGCUGGUGGUUCUUUCUUCAAUUGGCUCUAUGCUCGUACCAUAGUGAACCAUCGAAGUUUCACGUUUGUACUUGCUGCUAGUCUGAAUGUGAUUCCGGUUAUUCUCAAUAUGUAA